AUGUCGUCCGCCGUAGCAGACCUGGAGAACAGCCUCCAGGCCAUGCUUGGCCUCAAGCCUCCCGGCGUCUCUGGAUCCAAGAUCAGCCAUUUGACCAGUCUCUGCAUCGCCAACGUUCAGUUCUCGUUCAGAAGAUCUACACCCACUUCAAGAAAGCCCCCCAGUACACAUAAGCUUGGUGUCCUCUACGUUGUAGACUCUGUAACCCGCAAAUGGUUGGAACAGGCCAAACAGCAGGGCCAGCCCGUCGGCAGCUCCGCCCCAGAUGGCAGCUUCGCCGCCGGCGUCAACAGGGUGACGGAACUCAUGCCAGUCCUGAUGAACGAUAUUACUUCCUCCGCCCCACAGGAUCAGAGGGAGAAGAUCAGAAAGCUGGUCGACAUCUGGGAGAAGGGACAGACCUUCCCUGGCAAGAUGAUCGAGGGCUUCAAAGACAAGCUGAACAACCAAUCUACGACUCCUCCAGGCAGCCCACCAGCCAACACGCUGCACUCGCUCAGCAACCGGCCAACCCCAGCCCCACCGGCAGUUCCAGCCAACAUCAUGGAAACUCUGGCGAACAUCGCCCGCCAGAAUGCCAACAAUCCUCAGAAGACUCCGGCCACCUCUGCUCCGGCACCAGCUCCGGUCUCUACUGCGUUUCCCGCCGCCGGACCCCCCAGUAACCCUGCAGCUCCCCCGUCCUUCAUGAACUCUCUACAGCAGGGCAUGCCCUUCCUGCCAACAUCACAGCCUCCUACCGCUCCGCCUGUAAAUCCGCCUGCGCUGCCAUUCAUGGCACCUCAGCCUCCGGCUCAGCCUCAGCCUGCGCAGGUGCCCAACUAUGGCGCUCAGAAUGGUAUGGCGGGCAUCUUGAAUGGAAUGCAAGCCGCCGCCCCUGCGCCGCAGCCGGGCGCCACUGACCCGACCGCAUUGCAGGUGGCCCUCAUCCAGCAGUUAAUCCAAAAGGGAGUGCCCGCAGACCAAAUUGCUGCUGUCGUGAAGGCCCUCGGGUCCAACACUCCCGCCGCUGCCCCUCAAGUAUCUCAGCCGAGUCAAGGCUCCUACCCGCUGCCCCCCAAUGGCACAAACGGCUGGGCACCUCCGAGGCCUGAUGACGCUCGUGCUCCUAGAUCUCCCACGAAUAGAACCCAUGGAAGGUCUCGUUCGCGAUCUCCGGGAAGACACUGGGAGCAUCGUGACUCUCCCCGUGGUCGUGAUGAUCGGCGCUUUGGGGACUAUGGGCGUAAUUCUCCACCGCGUGAUCGCUACGAUGAUCGUGACCGCAGUCGUCAGUACCGGCAACGGUCUCCUCCAGGACGUCAAGGCCACAACAGCCCUCGACGGGAUGAAAUGCCUGCCUUCCAGCAGCAAAAGUGGAUAGAGCACGAUCCAAGCCUGCCCAGCGGGUGCAUCAAGGUGCUGAGCCGCACUCUCUUUGUCGGCGGCGUGAACUGCUCUGAAAACGAGCUGCGGAACAUCUUCAAUGGCUUUGGUACCGUCCAGACGUGCAUCGUAAACAAGGAGAAGCGUCAUGCCUUCGUCAAGAUGUAUAGUCGUAAAGACGCUGUCAACGCCAAGGAGGCGAUGGACCAAGGUCGCAGCCCAGAUGCACAAUUGCGCACUCGUUGGGGCGUCGGCUUUGGACCUCGUGACUGCAGCGACUACCAGACUGGGAUCAGUGUUAUCCCUAUCCACAAGCUCACCGAGGCGGAUCGCAAGUGGAUGCUCACAGCGCCGUAUGGUGGAAGUGGUGGCCAGCCAAUCGCCCAGGGCAUGGUCGUCGAGGAGCCAGAUAUCGAGAUAGGCGCCGGCGUGUCAUCCAAAGCCAUCAGCAGACGCAUGCAGACGGACAAGGGCGGUAGCCAUGGCCCUAAAUCCUCUCAUCGCGACAAUGACGACCGCCCCGAGCGUGGCGGUCGCCAUGGCAGACGCGGGGGUGGAAGAGGCGACCAUCGACACCGCGAUGAAGACCGCCCGGCCAACAAUCACAACGCACCCGCCACCGAGCCAGUUGUUCCCGGGUUUCCAUAUGGCAUUUCCACCGACUCGAACGGCUUCCCCGUCUUCCCACCCGGCUUUGCGUUCCCAGCCCCCGAUGCGACCACCAAUCCUCCUUACUAG
This is a messenger RNA of Diaporthe citri, 2103 nucleotides long. RefSeq lists its product as uncharacterized. The record is from RefSeq and is a predicted model, not a curated record. The transcript has 4 exons. Gene Ontology annotation, molecular function: RNA binding. The coding region runs from base 1 to 2103 and encodes 700 amino acids. Gene Ontology annotation, cellular component: nucleus. NCBI's taxonomy places the organism in Eukaryota, Fungi, Ascomycota, Sordariomycetes, Diaporthales, Diaporthaceae.